Molecule: messenger RNA, 1707 nt
Organism: Penicillium concentricum
Lineage: Eukaryota; Fungi; Ascomycota; Eurotiomycetes; Eurotiales; Aspergillaceae
Exons: 6
Coding region: 1-1707 (568 amino acids)
Biological process (GO): ubiquitin-dependent protein catabolic process; protein polyubiquitination; positive regulation of proteasomal ubiquitin-dependent protein catabolic process
Cellular component (GO): cytoplasm; ubiquitin ligase complex
Molecular function (GO): ubiquitin conjugating enzyme binding; ubiquitin protein ligase activity; zinc ion binding
Source: RefSeq, a predicted model, not a curated record
AUGUUGCCACAAGCCAAUCUAAGGGAUCUGCAUUGGCUCAAGAACCAAAGAAGAGAUAAACUGAGCUUAGCGAUCCUGACCGAACCUACUGUUCAGAUUCAACAUGCUCUCGAUAUAUUCUCCUGGCAACGAAAUUUUGGCCAGAUUUUACUUUCAAAACAGUUUCCACCUGCAAUUGUGGUGAAGUGCAAAAAGAGUGCCCACAGGGGCAGGUGUCUAUAUCAGCUCGAGCAGCCAUUCGAGAAACUGAUCAAGCAGAAUGAAUGGCAACGGUGCAAUAAACGCGGCCGUGUAAUUGAGCUUAACCAGGGCUGUCCUCAUAUCACCAUGAGCAACUUCAACAUGGGCACAGCGAUGUCAAUGGGACUAGAGACAGAAAAUGAUUUGUCCAAGUACGAGAGAAGUAGAUCUUCUUCCAAAUCCCUUCCUAUCGCCAUUCAGAAACUUGGUGACUCACUCGAGAAUGCCAUCAACUUGGACGGCUCUCCCAAAUCCGAGAUUUGGAGUGAGUGUGUAUCCUGCCGGGACGAGCAACCCCAAGACGAUAUGAUCAAAACGAAGUGCUCACACUUCUAUUGCAAGGCUUGCUUAAUCCGCCUGUUCACGGAUUCUUUGCGUGAUGAAUCUUUGUUUCCCCCUCAAUGCUGCCGCAGAUCAAUUGCAGCCUCGGAGGAGAUGAUCGGACCCGCAUUGAUUCAAAAGCACAAGGAGAAGGCAAUCGAGCUUAGCGACCCCGAUAGGACAUAUUGCUGCAAUUCGAAGUGCGCUGAAUAUCUCCCACGAAAGGCGACUCGAGAUGUGGUUUGCAAAUGCACAAGCUGUGGAGUGCGCACAUGCAGGAAGUGUAAGAAGCAUGUCCAUGAGGGAAGGUGUGUAUAUAAGCUUGAUGCGCUUCUGGAGGAAUUGGCGGAGUGCAAGAAAUGGCAACGAUGCUCGAACUGCAGUCGUCUGAUUGAGCUGAGCACAGGCUGUAACCACAUCACAAUGACACAUAUCAUCUCGGAUGAUAGUGAUGAGGGCUUACAUGAAAGCUCGAAUGAUGUCGCCGAAAGCGAAGACGAGGUCCAGACUUUGCAUGAGUGUGUAUCUUGUACGGAAGAGUAUCCGGUGUCGGAUAUGAUUCAAACAGAAUGUGCUCACAGUUAUUGUCGCAAAUGUAUUAUGCACCUUUUUGAAAAUUCGCUUGCGAACAACGCCUUGUUUCCUCCUCGAUGCUGCCGCCUGCCGAUUCGUCCAUCUACCACGGUCGAGGAUAUGAUAGGAAUCGAGAUGACGAAGAGAUACAAGGCACGGAAGACCGAAGUCUACGACUCUCAUAGAACUUAUUGUUCAAACUCAACCUGCGCUCGCUAUAUCCUGCCACAGAACAUCCGUCGUGGGGUGGGCACCUGCGAGUUCUGUACCGUUCGAACUUGCACCGAUUGCAAAAAGGAAGGACAUAGAGGUGAUUGCACCUAUGUGAAUGCCAACAAUUACAGCGUUGCUCAGGAAGCCGAGGAAAUCAAUGACUAUUUGCUGGAAAAGCUGGCAAAGAAGAAGAGGUGGCAACGAUGUUCAAAUUGCUCUAGAAUGAUAGAGCGUAUCUCUGGCUGCCAGCACAUACGCUGUUCAUGUGGAGUGGACAUCUGUUAUAAAUGCGGGAAAAGGGAAAGGAACUGUGGAUGUACUAUUCGCAGUCGAUCAAGACUUCAUCCAAGAGUUGGAUGA